ACCGUGACCCCAAAUUUGCGCAUGCGCCUUAUGAAUGUUCUCAUGGAUUUUCAGCAGUUGUCCAAAUUCUGUCUAUAAUCUUAUUCUUCGCGUACUGUUAAUUGUGUAUACUGCAAAACAUCGUCUCCUUUUGUACAUAGCUAGAUCAGUUACUUUGUAAAUAUAAUUAAUCUGGUUUUGUUUUUUUUUUACAUUUAUUUUCAUCAGUUUAGAUCUAGAACUAGAUCUAUCUAGUCUAGAUAUCUAGGGAUUUCUAGAUUUAGAAAGAUAUUGUUCCAACCCGAGACUAUUUUUUUUUCGCUGUGAAAACAGACAGGCCAAGGUCUUCAAUUCUGUAUCAACAGAUCUAUUCUUGUGGAGAUGUCUGAAAAGACAGAUGUUGAUCAAGAGCAUGAAGAUAAUGUUGCGUUACCAGGUGAAUUACCUGAACAUCAAUACUCCAAGGAGGAGCUUUACAUUUUAUCAAAAAGUCCUGCAUCUCUUCAUCGACCUAAGUGCCUAGAGAAAGCUUAUGAUUCUGAGGAUGGAAAAUGGGAUCCAGAUAAAUGGUAUAAAGCCAAGUUUGGGCAGUCUCGUGAAGCUUCUCCACUUACUUUGGUUGACAGUAAAGAUCGUAGAAGAGGCAUUGACUUGGAAAGGGAUAUUAAAAGAAGACCUUCGUUGAAUGAUCCAAUAGAAAGACUAAAAGAAGAAAGAGAUGGCAUUGUCCUUAGUCCUCAGCGACGAAGCUUUGGCACUGGUUGUCAUGUACAAACACAAGUGUCAUAUACGCGUCAAAUCAGUAUGCCAGAAAGAGACAGAGAUGACACCAAAAUAGAACGUGAAAGAGAACGUGAAAGAGACCGAGAAAGAAUUUACACUUGUAUUUAUUAUAAUAGGGACAGACCAGUAAGAAGAAUAGGAAGUGGUCGCAUUCAGAUAGAUAGAGAAAACACUAGAGAUUUCUCUGGUCUUCGAGAUAGAUUUGAUGACAGGGAAGUCAGAGAGAGAGAUACUAGAGAUAGAGACUUUGUGUGGAACCGGGACAGAGAUCGUGAUAGAGAAUGGGACAGAGACACAAGAGAAAGAGAUCGAGACAAUGAUUGGGACCGAGAAAAAGAAAGGAGAUUUGAUCGUUCAGAUCGGUUUCGCAGAAUAGGCGAUAGAGAUUUCCCAGAGAGAGAGCGGAGAGACAGAGAUUUUAGAGACAGAGACCGAGGUUUUGAGCGUACAACUCGUAGAAGAAAUUAUAAAGAUGAAGAAAAAGAGCCAGAAUGGUUUACUGGUGGUCCUACUAGUCAAACUGAUACAAUAGAACUGAGAGGUUUUGAACGAGAAGGUGAACAGGACCAUGAAGAAGCAAAUUCUCAAAAAUCUGAGACCAUUUCUAAGAUCAAUAAUGUAAAGCGAAAAACAGAAGAUAAAUUAAUUAAAGAUUCAUCUGAAGAAUGUGUUGAAAAAGGGAAAGUGUCACAAUGUAAUUCCCCUAAAGAGGUUCAUUCAGUGCAUCACUCAAACAACCACGAGAAAUCUGCCGAAGGAAUACAUUCAAAUAUACAGCAGGAAAUGUCUCGGUCCUCUCCAAAUAGUCACAAGUUUGACAUUGAACAAAUACUUCAAGCUGAUUUACCACUGGGCGAAGAGACUAUUCCUCAUGGUAGCAGAUUUUCACGUUUUUUUACUGGUCCAAAUAUUAUGGGUAGUGAUGCAUCUUCAAUGGAAGACAUGCUAGUUCCACGAGAUCUUCUUGAGGACAACCAUUCAAGUCCUAGUGUGCCAUCACCUACUUCUAUGAUUGGUCCAAUGGGUGCGAUGCAUGGUUUUCUAGGACACACACAUCACGGUAUGCAUCAUUUCCACGACCAGCUGGCAGGGCACGACAAGGAGCAUUUAAUUUUAUCUCAUCUGAUGACAGUACCAAAUUCAGCAGGGGACAACAAUGCUGCUGUUGACAAAUCAUCAGCUCUCCCUCCAUCUGUGACAGCCUUAUUUAACAGCGCUGCCAUGGGAGGCUCCAAUGCCUGUAAGUGGAAGCCCCAUCUAGAUUGUAGUGUGGAAACUCUCGAAUCUAGCUACUUCAGCAACUCAGCAAUCUCAAGUAAUAACAGCUUUAGUACUCAAGAUGCUGAAGCUCAGCUUAAAGCUAUGCUGUUUGGAGGAUACAAAGACAGUGCAUCUUCAAGUGGUACAGCUUCACCUGCUAGCUUACCAGCUAGUGUUCAUCGAAAAGUGAAAACAGUUGCUGAACUAGAAGCUGAUAUGCAUCAAAGUUCUCCACAGAAAAGUGAAAGUCCACAAUAUACAAGUAACAUGGAGAAUAUCAAACAAGGUUCAAGUAGUGAUAUGACAGCCUUUAAUAAACUGCUUAUCAUGAUCAAUGCAGCUUCAGAAGCUAAUCAAAAUGCCGCCCCUGAACCAUCAAUGAACUUUUCUGGUUAUGGCAUGGUUCCUAGUCACAGUGAAUUUAACCAUGCAAUGUUAAGAAACAAAGAAGAGCAAAUGCAGCUACUGCAGCGAUCCCUACAAAGCGCUCAGGUCCAACAACCUCCUCAGUUUCCUUCUCACCAUCACCAUCAGCAGGUACCCCCACCCUUGCCACCACAACAGCAAUCAACUUCUCAGAUCAUUGCUCAGCAACAAGCUCAUUCAGUUGCUCUUCAACAACUUCAAAAGCAACAGCUCCAAAUGCAUGCGAUGCAACAAGUUAAACAUUUGGGAAUGCUUCAUAAACCACCCAGCACACCUGGCAUUCCACAAGCUAUGUCAACACCACAUAACAAUUCAGCUGUAAAGCCUAGGGCACAGAGUGGUGGACCAACAUGUUCAUCAGAUCCAAUCUUCAACUUAAUCCAGCAGAAUCCAACCAUUGUAAUGAAACCUGCAUCACCAGCACCUACCUUAGCAGCACUAAUACAGUCACAACAAUCAGCAGUACCUCCUACAGCUAGAGUUCCUUCUCCUCUUAUGUUCAGUCAACAACCACCAUUGCAUCUUAGUGCACCAUCACCAAUUCAUCCUGGCCAGCUUAGUCCAAGGUCAUUAACUGUAGCUGGAAAUACAAUGUCUUCACCAAGUGGACUACAUUCUCCUGUGUUACCCAGAGUAUUAAGUCCUCAAGAAUUGUCAGCUCAUGCCCAAGCUGUCAUGCAAAGUGCUCUUAUUAAAAAACAGCUGCAGGAUCAAAAUGAGCGUUAUUUAAAGAAACAACAAGAAAGAGCUAGGUCACCUAAUCAACUUAAUUUUGUAAAACCACAACCAGCUGCUCAUCCAGUACUCCCACCAACCCCUCAGUCCAAGUGGAUGAAAUUUCAGGGUGCUACGGUAGACACAUUUACACCAACUUCAGUGUUGCUUAAAAUGCAUUCUGACAAAGCUAUUGAAAAGGAGAAGCAUGCGCUAGAAAUUAAACCAGACUUAGAAACUGAUAAACCAAGCAUUACUGAAUAUAUGCCAUCAAUGCAUGAUUUAAAUGCAGCAGGCCAAAAUGAUAUUAUUGACAUGAACACAGUUGAAGAGGUUUCACAUAAAUCUGAUGCUAAACUUGCUGGGGACCUUAGUGAUAUCAGCUUCUUGGAUCCAGUUAACCCUAAUCUUGUAGCCAUGUCCAACCAACUUGAAAAUAUGAGAAUUGGACAAACAAACAUAUUACCUGGCACUCUCUCUCAGCCAAUGUCAGUUGAAGAGAAGCUUAAACUGUCAGCUUUGGCAGAGAAACCAGGAUACCUUUCUCUGAUGCUUGACAAAGCUAGAGCUGGACAAGGAAUAGGACAAGGAAGGCCUAUAGUAAAAGCAUCACAAGAAAUUUCUCCUGAAGAAAGAUCCCUUUUGCAACACCAGAAUGUGCAUGGCCUACAGCCACAGAUAUUUAUGCAGCAGCCUCCUUCAGUAACAAACCCAGUUGGUAGACCAGUGACUGGAAGUGGGUCUAAAAUACUACAGUCUUCAAUGAAUUCUAUAACCAUUCAAACUUCUACAGCACCCCCUUCCAGCUUACAACAAAAUAACAUGCCUGGUAAACAAGUAUCUGGAAGGGCUAUAGUUGGAGGGAGUUGUAUUCAACAAAUGGCUGGAGGUGCUUCAAAUAAUUCUGCACAAACUUUGGAAUUGAUGCGCAUGCUAGAGCAGCAACAAUUGCAACAUUUGCAGAGACGACAAGUGACUCAAAGUAUGGGUAUUCCUCCACCACCAAUGGGCACACCAAUUUCUCAUUUGGGUCCUCCUCCUGUAGGGGUACAUAUGACUGGUCAUUUUCCAGUAGUUGCUUCACCAGUUCAUCCAGCUACUAAUGCAAUGAUGAUGAAUCAUCAGUUUGCUAGAGCUAAUGCAAUAAAUGUUCAGCAACGUAAUCAGCAGAUAUCUCAAUUUAUGGCAAUGCAGCAGACAAAAACAACCCCACAACAUAGAAUUGUAAAUCCCAUGCAUUCAGUUGUGCAUGGAGCACCCAUUAGUCCUCACAAUCAGGCUGGACCACUGUCACCAGCUGCUCUAACUGCAACAAUUCAAAGAGUUGCAUCACCACAUGGAAUGAAAAUGAAUGGUCCUAUGCCAUCCAGUACUAACAUAAAUGGAAGUGGCAAAGGUGAUGUUGGUGGCAUUCAGCGUUGGUUUGGCUCAGAUAUUCUAAAGACACAGCUUUCCAGUAUGCCCCCCCUACCUACCCAAGGAAGCCAUGUAAUGACUGUGGAUGAAUUGGAGAGGAAUUAGAAUUAAGAUGUGGUGUAAUGUGGGAAUACAUUUGAGGAAGUAAAUUGUUUUAGUUUAUUAUUGUGUAAUGUAUUGUUUAAUCGGUGAAAACUCAUAAUUCAAACACAAUAUAAAUUUGAAAAGUUCUAAUGGAUCUAAUCAUCAUAUUCAUUCCUCUUUGCACUAUUAAAAAUAAGUGUAAGGUUUCUGGUAAAGACAGACCAGGCACAAACUGUCAGUUCCUGGAGCUGCUGAACUCCAUAUAGUAAUGAGAUAUUUUAGUUUGUAAAUAGUGUUUGUUUCCAAAAUGUUUGCAAUUUUUUGUUGAUCUUGUUAAGAUUUGUUGAGCAGAUUGUUAAUAUUUUUGAAAUUUGAACUACAUGUAUAUAAUGUGUGUGUGUGUAUAUAUAUAUAUAUAUAUAUAUAUAUAUAUAUAUAUAUAUAUAUAUAAUACACUUUUUAAAAUGUUUUUAUUUACCCCUCCUAUAAAUAAAAUUGGCUUUUGGUUGUUGUGUUGUUUAAUUCACUAAUGAGGGCGUUGUAUUUUAAUUACUUAAACCUUUUCAUAAAUUAACUUGAGGUUGCAGCACACCUCUUGCAAAGUGCAUAUUAACUAUAUCAAAAAAAUUAAUUUAAAGCUUCUUUUUAAGCAUGCAUGUUGAGGGUUACAGCACACCCUAUCAAAGUGUUAGGUGUUUUUGGCACACACUAUACAAAGUGCCAAAUUGCUGUUGAUCUAUGAGUAUGAAUGAUGUAGGAAUGAAACAGGCUGAUUCUUACCUACUUGUAUAGCUUUUUAGUGUUAAUCAAUCUAAAAAAUACUAGCAAUAACUAUCUCCUAGAGUGAACAUGUCUGUAUUGAAUCAGUGUAACCAUAGAAUGAAUACUGAAUUGAACAGCCUUUUUUUUAAUUAUAGCACAUACUUAUUAAUGAUAGCUGCAUAUUUUUUUUUAAAAGAUCCAUAUUUAAAUGAAUGCAUGAUUUCAACAAUGUAUAACUGUAAAUAGGUGUUUCCUGUAAAUAUAGUAAAUAAUAGAACUUGGUAGCUUUUUACAUAAAGUUAGCUGUUAUCUGUUCAAAGUGUUAAUUUAAAAAAAAUUAAAAUUGUAUUAUCUCUAUAGAUUAUAAACAUCAACCAGAAUUACUCUCAAAAGUGCUAGUUUCAUAAUUUUUCAUUUAGCUGCCAUUAAAUCUAAAGAUUCCAUUGAAUUUGUUAUUCAUUUUAUUACAUUUUUUUCAUCAUGUACAUAUAAAAAGCAGAUAGCGCCUUUCUUUACAUGUACAUAAUUUUCAUGACUAAAGUUGUUUUCACUGCCUGAUUUAAAAUAUAAUUUUCAUCAUUUACUAACUUAAUUCUUUUAAGUUAUCUAACCUUAAAGUUUUUCUUUCAAAUAUGUAUUUUAUUAUGUCAAGUUACUUAUAUUAUUGGUUGUAUAGAUAAUUUUUUCUCUUGUUACAGUUGUGAAAUAUUUGUCUAGAUGUCUAAAUACUAUUUAGGUAAUGGUUAUGUGAAUCAAUUUUGGCAUGUAGCUUUGUUUUUGUCGAUAUUGUUUCACUAAACAUACUUGUUUCAAUUUUUUGUGUGAGAUAAAACCCUAUUUCUCAGUUGUUGCAUUUCUAAUUUAGACCUUUGGUUGCAAUAAAAUCACAACCUGAGUUUAACUGACCAGUUAAAAAACUUAGUUAUGCAUAUAUUUUAUGAAGUUAACCUUCAAGGUUAUUACGAUGUUUAAAAAUGUACAUAUGUACAGUUGUUGUGCACAUGUGAGAAAGUUGGAUUUAAAUUUAUUUGCUAUUUUCAUUUCAACAAAUGAAUAUAUAGCCUUAUAUUUUCACAUGUAUUAAUUUUUUAUGAGCCUAAAAGUGUUUUUCUUAUUUUCCUGUUUUCUUUUAAAAUAAAUUGUCAUUUACAUUUUUGCUUUAUGAAAUUAUUUUUGUGUGGUGCAUAUAGAUUUUUUAAUAAGAAAAACAAACUUAAAAAUUGAAGGAUCAGGUUAAAAUAAGUAAGUUUUUUUUUAAGUGUCUUGAAUUUUAUUUUGCUCAAAGGUAUUUGAAUGUCAGCUUUUCUCAAACUAGAUAGGCCCUAUUUGUCACAUUGUGAUAAGAUGUAAGUACAUUUUUCUUAUCAUAUAUAUUGUUUCCAUUUUAACUUCCUUGUAAAGUUAGUCAAUCGAGAGCGAAGUCAAUUGAGAGCGAAGUAUUCAUUUUGUAAUUUUAAAAAUACUAAAUUCCUUAAAAUAUUUGCAGCAUAUAAUGAAAUGUAAAUGCUACCUAGAAAGUUAUUUACCUUGAAAAAGGUUAGAUGUGGCUUGAAUUACCAUUGGUACAGUUUACCCUCUCUCCUUUUCUAUACAUUCAUUAUCUGUUACAAUUUUUACUUUUUAUUCCCAGUAAUCCCAGGCCUAAAACCUGGUUAGAUCAGAAAUAAAAAACUUUUUAAAUUGUAUAUAGAAUUUUAAUUUAAAGACCGAAUUUGAAAUAAUUUUGCCACAAUUUACUAACAAUUUUCAAUGAUUGUGGAAAAGUUACAUUCCAUGAUCAUAAUUCAUUAACACAUUUGUUAUGGGGAGGGAUUAGAGGAAUUUAAAAAUCACUUUGCACUGAUUGAUUUGUACAAAACUUUAACCACUACCCAUAGACAUGAGUGUUGACAGUUAUUUCUUGUAUGUGAUUUGGAGUGUGAAAAUGAAAUCACCUCACUUUUUAUUUAUUGCUAUUUUAAUUAUAUAUUUCAACAUCUUUUGGAUGUUCCAAUUUGGAUUUUUUUUUAACUGAAAUAAAAGUUAAAAUUCACCUUUGUGGAUUUUUGUAAAAUUAUUAGUUUGAUUAAAAGCAUUCAUUAUCAAGACAAAGCAAACCAAUGAGAAUGUUUCAGCUCUUCAUUUGAGCUUAAGUAAAUGCAUGAGCUUUGAUUUUUUUUAAUUUUUUUUUUUGUGUUAAAAAUUAUCAAGUUUAUGCUGAUCAGUCUCUGGAGACAAAUCAAUUGGACAGGUUAGACAAUCAAAAUAUAUGAAAAACAAGAUUAUAUAAAGACCCUUAAGAAAUGAGCAUUUCCAUCCCUUUUUAGUACAGUGUAAAAAUAAGAUCAAUCACAAUAUUUUCUUUUGUAUAUUAUUAUCAAGGAUAUUUGAAUUGCUUUUUUUUUUUUAAUUAAAGGUCAUUUGUUUCUUGAGGUAUA
Molecule: messenger RNA, 7841 nt
Organism: Physella acuta
Lineage: Eukaryota; Metazoa; Mollusca; Gastropoda; Physidae
Product: eukaryotic translation initiation factor 4E transporter
Biological process (GO): negative regulation of translation
Cellular component (GO): cytoplasm; nucleus
Molecular function (GO): mRNA binding
Source: RefSeq, a predicted model, not a curated record